Molecule: messenger RNA, 914 nt
Organism: Mytilus californianus (California mussel)
Lineage: Eukaryota; Metazoa; Mollusca; Bivalvia; Mytilida; Mytilidae
Product: heme-binding protein 2-like
Exons: 4
Coding region: 14-628 (204 amino acids)
Source: RefSeq, a predicted model, not a curated record
CAACAGAUACAAUAUGUUAUUCCAUUGUAUUCUUUCAUCUCUACUGGUCUCUGUAUUCACGGCGACAGUCCCUUCUCAACAAACACCAACAUUCUGUCAUGGUUUAGACUGUCCAACUUUUACCACGGUUCAAUCUUUUAAGGAUUAUGACUUACGUAAAUACGAAGCAUUGAAAUGGGUUGCAACAAAUGUAACUACAAUGCAAUAUACAGACGAUAUUAGCAGAGAAAUGUUCAUGAGGUUGUUUUAUUACAUUUCUGGAAACAAUAGUGCAGCAAUGAAGAUUCCCAUGACAGCUCCAGUCCUCCGGACAGUUAUUCACGGACAAGGUCCAACAUGUGAAGCCACGUUUAUUACCCAUUUUAUGAUACCACACAACAUGCAGACAAACACACCAACACCCACCGACCCAAAGGCCUAUCUAGUCACCUUACCAGAAAGGAAUUUUUAUGUCAAGUCUUUCACAGGUAGACCUUCUGACACAGACAACGUAGAGAAAGUUGAAGAACUGGCACAAGAUAUAGGAAACCCCAACUUAUAUUUAGAUAAUUAUUACUUCACUGCUGGUUACGACAGCCCAUAUGCCAUUCACAGGCACAAUGAAGUAUGGCUGGAAUCUACAAAAUAAAACUUAUUCGAAAGUAUUCGAUUGUAACGUCUGUGCAAAAAUUUAUCACGUUUAAAUUUGAAUUCAUGUUUAUGAGAUUCUUUAUAAAAAUGUACAAGUUAUUGCUUAAACUCACUCCAGUCUGUACAUAAUUGAGACCAUAAAGUAUAUUGUCAGCUGACUAAAUGCAAAACUUGAAAAUGAAAUUCGCAAGUAAUAACAAAUUCGGCAGUUAUAAUGUGUCUUUAAUAUAAUUUAUUUGACCAUGUGCAUAGCUACCUCUUUUGUAAUUAAAAUUUUGAAUUAA